AUGGAGGUGGAGCCCAUUUUGCGUCAAGUAUGUUCCCUCGCGCGGCACAAGACGCACGCAAAUGCCGAGACCACCUUCCAGGAGGAUGCAGACAUACCGACCCCGUCUUCCGCCGUUGUCCCUGCGACACCCUCUGCUGGAUUAGGGAUCAGUGAGCCCACACACGAAGUCGCGCGGGGCCAGCCAUACGAACUGCACAACUCUGCGACACGUAUCGUCCGUCCCGCACACCUCGCUGCGUUCCGGCGCUCGUCGCACGGGACGGACCUAGGGUUUGAGGAUCUGUCGCAAGAGUGGGCUCGUUGCCAAGCGGAGAGGCUCUGUUAUUGUCCUGUGCGCUUUGUGGGAGGAUUUGCACGAUAA
Messenger RNA from Fibroporia radiculosa, 363 nucleotides. RefSeq lists its product as uncharacterized. The record is from RefSeq and is a predicted model, not a curated record. Bases 1 to 363 code for a protein of 120 amino acids. NCBI's taxonomy places the organism in Eukaryota, Fungi, Basidiomycota, Agaricomycetes, Polyporales, Fibroporiaceae. The transcript is spliced from 2 exons.